Messenger RNA from Cydia amplana, 2118 nucleotides. It is a transcript of the gene Vang, whose product is annotated as vang-like protein 1. NCBI's taxonomy places the organism in Eukaryota, Metazoa, Arthropoda, Insecta, Lepidoptera, Tortricidae. The transcript is spliced from 6 exons. The coding region runs from base 441 to 2084 and encodes 547 amino acids. Gene Ontology annotation, cellular component: plasma membrane. The record is from RefSeq and is a predicted model, not a curated record. Gene Ontology annotation, biological process: multicellular organism development; establishment of planar polarity; Wnt signaling pathway, planar cell polarity pathway.
CGAACGUGUCUUGUAGUAUUAUCCUACUAAAUUUGAAAACAGUGAUGACUUUGGAGAUAUAGAGAGAGCCAUAUUUAUAUUUCAACUCGUGUGCGAGUGAGAUGUACUACGAGAAAUUUUGCAAACACGCACAUUUAAUUUUGUAGAGUGGUUGUAAUGUGAUUUCGCCCGAGCAACCCAUAAAACGACGCUUUUAUGUGAAAAAUCCCGUAAUUAUCGAUAAUGCAGCGUUAAUUUGGCCUUAUACGCGAUAAAAUCGAAACCCAGCGAUGCUUUCUGUGAUACUAAACGCAGACAUUGUUCGUGUUAAGUUUGAAAAGUAGUGUUCCGUGUGCAGAGUUCCGUGAAGCGUUGGGCAUUUUAAUUGCCCUUCGUGAUCUGAUUAGUGCAGGAAGAAUGUGGUUGUGGUUGCAGAGGGUCGCUGAUGGGUGAGUCGCACGAUGGAGACGGAAUCCGUGCGCUCUGAGCUGAGCAGUCGGUCGCGGCGGAGCUCGAGGCAUCGGCAGCACACGCACAGGAGUACCCGAAGUUCAAAAUCCCAGAGAAAAGACGGCAGUGACAUAAUGGCUCCCUUCCAAACUAGUGUUAACAUCAACCCAGAGACCGGCCGGGACGGCCAAGAAGUCAUCGAAGUCCAGAUUCUUCCACAGGAUGAGAACUGGGGCGAAAACACUACCGCCGUUACUGGAAACACAUCGGAAGGCUCACAAUCCAUGGAGGAUGUCAGCAACUGGCCUAUAGAGCCCGAUAGUGGGAUCGGAUUCAUAUGCUCAAGAUAUUUCGGGACCACCGUAGCUCUAGGGCUUUCUUUCGUAUCCUUUGUGAGCCCAUUGGCUAUGGUUGUGUUACCAAAGAUCGGAUUCUUUCCUGGACUGACUGAUAACAUAGCGAUACAGCCAAGCCAAAGAAUGCAGCUUUUAUCCUGUACUGCAGAAUGCAAGGGGAUCCUACUCUCUUUAGCGUUUAAAUUAGUUUUACUUGCCAUCGGAGUAUGGGCAGUGUUCCUACGGCCUCGCAAUGCUAUUCUCCCGAGGAUAUUUGUCUUUAGAGCUACAACUUUAGUGAUUCUCGCAGUUUGCACUUUCUCAUACUGGCUUUUCUACAUUGUACAAAUCACCGAAGCCACUAAAGCGUUAGCUUUAGGUGAAGAAGCGGUAGAUUACAGUGCUUUAGUGUCCUAUGUAUCAAGCUUUGCUGAUACCCUCCUCUUCAUACACUAUAUAGCCGUAAUACUCAUGGAGAUUCGUCACCUAGAGCCAGUGUAUUAUAUAAAGAUAGUGCGGAGCCCUGACGGAGAGAGCAAGUCGUACUGUAUAGGGCAGCUCAGCAUACAGCGGGCGGCUGUGUGGGUACUACAGAAGUAUUAUACUGAGUUCCCGAUAUACAAUCCUUAUUUGGAGAAGAUUCCUAUAUCAAAGUCACAAAGGAAACAAUCCAGCAUAAAGUUUUACGAGGUGGACGGCAACUCGACGGCGCAGGCGCCGCGCUCCACCGCGGGCUCCUGCGCGGGCUCGCGGCGCCGCGACUCGGGCUCCGCGCACAACGAGCGCUACUACGAGGAGGCGGAGCGCGAACGCCGAGUCCGUAAGCGGCGCGCUCGGUUGUUGAGCGCCGCUGAGGACGCUUUCGCCCAUGUACGUCGCGUGCGCGUCGCCGCCGCCAACGGAGCCCUAGGGCCGAGGGAAGCUGCCCAAGCUGUGUUCCCGUCAUUAGCGCGCGCCCUCCAAAAAUAUCUGCGCGCGACUCGGCAACAGCCGCGCCACAGCGCCGAGUCCGUGCUGGCGCACCUCGGCCGCUGCCUCGCGCGCGACGCCUCGCCCCGCGCCUUCCUCGAGCCUUUCCUCGUCGAGGCGCCCGUGCUGGCGGCCGAGCACGACGCGAGGCCGCUACAGCGCUGGGCGCUCAUAUCCGACGACCUGCUGGCCAGGCCUCUGGCCGACAACCAGGAGUUCCAGCUGAGACAAGGUGACAUCUCCCUGAUCUGCUCUAUCCGUCAGCUCCCCAAGUUCCACAUCUCCGAAGAAGUUGUGGACCCGAAGAGCAACCGCUUCGUUCUGCGACUCAACUCCGAGACAUCCGUCUGACAGGAGCUGUGGCCCGACAGGCUGGUAUGACAUG